CCUAGCCUUCUCCAUCUCUCUCUAAAACACCAAACCCCAUUUCUCUCUCCCUCGCUCUCUCUCGCUCUCUCUCUAAAACACCAAACCCCCAUCUCUCUCUCUACACCAUGAACCGUCGAUCUAGAACUCUGCAUCGCCGGUCCUCUCAGAACCGGUCGACCGAGCCGUUCCUCAAAUACCUAAAGCCCGGCGCGCUCGCCCAAAUCCGAGACUCGAGAAUCAGCAGCGCCAGAUCACACCGUCUCAACUGGCUUUCUCAGAUCUGUACGUCGCCGCCUUCUUCUCCGGCGAACGACGCUGGUCUUCCACAGGUCAACGCCAUCGACGGCUUUCCUUGCUUCUCCGGUCGGAUCUAUGGCCCCAGAUGCCCCCAGAGAAAGAAACUCGCGGCGUCCAAGUCCGUUCUGUUCCUCAACCCCUCGAGCCCGGUUCACGACUCUCCCGAUCCGAUAAUUGAUGUGUUUAGUACGGACAUUCUUGCUGCACAUUGAAUGAAAAUUGAUAGAAUGUUCUCUUGAACCUUGUUGUAGAUUAGUUUUUAUUUGUAGUUUAUGGUGGUACUUUGGUAGAGAAUUGUUUACAUACAGUUGAGAUUAUUAAUAAAAUUUACCGAAAAGUUCCAUAACAGA
This is a messenger RNA of Prunus persica (peach), 629 nucleotides long. RefSeq lists its product as uncharacterized. The record is from RefSeq and is a predicted model, not a curated record. The transcript has a single exon. The coding region runs from base 108 to 491 and encodes 127 amino acids. Lineage: Eukaryota; Viridiplantae; Streptophyta; Magnoliopsida; Rosales; Rosaceae.